AUGGCUCGCGAUCGCAAGGAUCGCGAGAUAGCUGUACCGCUUGAUCUCGGCGUUCCGUUUCGCCUUUUUGACCGCCAUGUUAAGCUGCGGCAUGGGACUCCAGGCCGGCUCGAUCCCCUAGGCUCGCACUCGCUUCGACUGCUGAUAUCUCACUUCCAGCUGCCUCUUCGCGUGAGUAUCGAGGGUGACGUCGAGGUCGACGGGCUCAAGCGCAGGUUUGUCCUGGUGGGCACAACAGCCUCCUUUCAGUGCCGCCCCACACUCCCGCUCGGCCAGCAGACCGCCGCUAACCUUCCCGCAACCCCUUGUUUCUGCAUCUACCUUGUUGCCGUGUGCUUUGUUGCUAGUGCCCUCCACGGCUUGCUCUUGCAGCGCAAGACCACAUCCCGUUGCCUUCUGGCUCGGCCCUUGAACCAGUCCUGUAGCGACUUCUUGCUCAUACCCUUGGAUCUGGACGUUCGAUUUCAAGUGGCAAGUGCUGCAAUUGGCCUUUUGUGCCUUACGCCUUACUUCCCGCCCGCUUCAUCCUUGCUCUUUACCCUGCACUGUAUUGCUCCACGACGAGCCCUGCGUGACUGA
Molecule: messenger RNA, 579 nt
Organism: Monosiga brevicollis MX1
Lineage: Eukaryota; Choanoflagellata; Craspedida; Salpingoecidae
Exons: 1
Coding region: 1-579 (192 amino acids)
Source: RefSeq, a predicted model, not a curated record